This is a messenger RNA of Fulvia fulva, 1887 nucleotides long. RefSeq lists its product as uncharacterized. The record is from RefSeq and is a predicted model, not a curated record. The transcript has 3 exons. Lineage: Eukaryota; Fungi; Ascomycota; Dothideomycetes; Mycosphaerellales; Mycosphaerellaceae. The coding region runs from base 1 to 1887 and encodes 628 amino acids.
AUGUCGAAAGCCCACCUCAGCCUCGUACCUACGUACGCGAUCGAUCACGAUACUCGAAGCCUUUCCCCAGUGGAUGAGCACAAGGAGACAACCGAUGCCGAGCUCUUUUACGACCUGUUCUUCGUGGCGAACCUGACAGUAUUCACGUACAUCCACAGCGUCUCGGAUCUGUCUAGCCUCCAGCAAUACAUUGCGUUCUUCUGCAUAUUAUGGUUCACAUGGUAUUCAGUUGCUCUAUUUGACGUUAGAUUCUCCAAUGUCGACUGCCUCACGAAUCGAAUAGGCAAGGCCUUUCAUUUCUGUUUUAUGAUCGGCUUUGCAUCAGUCGGACCCAUGUUCAAGGUUGGCGAACUCGAAGACGACAGACAUCGCCCCGUCGUCCACUACUUCCGCACGCUCACACUGAUUCUGAUGGCGAGCCGCCUCGUCCUAGCGCUACAGUACUUCCAAACGAUGUGGCACUUCAGAAGACAACAAACAUCUCGGCGAUCACUCAUGCUCCUGGCAGGCUGUUACAUCAUGGCAGCGGCAAUUUAUCUGGGCCUCUUCUUCGCUUUCACCAACGAUGCUGAAAGCUCCGCAUGGAUCGUGUGGUACGUUGUUGGUAUUAUGGAAUCGCUCUUGGCAACAUUCGUGGCGUGUACAUCCAAGCACCUUAACUCCUGGAUUUUGGACCUUCUUCCGUGGCUUACGCCCAUCAUUACACCGCUCGCCAUCGGCAAGACCCACGAGCUAUCCUUCAAGCACACGCACCUGGUCCAGCGGAUGUCGUUGCUGACUUUAAUCAUACUUGGCGAGGGCGCCAUCAGUGUCGCGAAGCAGUGUCAAGUCAUCGCAGAAGCAUCGACGUUCACGUGGAAUGUUGUCAACAUUGUCAUCAUCGCUUGUGCGGUACUUAUCCUCUAUUUCAUGUACAUGAUCUACUUCGACUGGCAGAGACUGGAAGCCGACGCCGACGAGACCAUCGAAUCGAGGUCGAUCAGACAGCGGGUCUGGGCAUUCAUACACUUCUUCCUUCAUCUCUUCAUGGUGUUGUCGGUCCAAGGUCUGAAGCUCGGGAUCACGUGGAGUGCUGCCAUGCAAGAGGUAAAAACAUUGAACAGCAUCAACCAGCAAUGGGUCGCGCCCGGUGCCAGGAUCUACGACAGCGUCUUGUCAGAAGACGACUGGCACGAUGUUAGCGAUACCUGGAGCCAGGUCCUGGGCGAUAUCACGACCGACCAGGGUUACAUAUCGAGCUCAAUGGCCGAUGGUCUUGAUACCGUCAACGACAUCUGGCAAUACCAGCACGCCCUUGAAUACUUCGACGACCUCAGCAACGUCACCAACUCAAACCGCGCUUACGAGCUUUGCAAUUAUACCGCGUACACAUCGAUCUUCACCAUCGCCGGCUUCGGUAAGAACUCUCUUGACACCGAGCUGGAAGAAUACAGUAUCCAAGACUUUGACAUAAGCUCUUCCAAUUGGACCGUCGGCGGCGACGAUGCUGAGAGACUGCACAACAUGGUGGAGAUUGUCGGCAAGUUCCACUUGACAUACAUCUAUUUCUGCGUCUCGAUUGGUAUGGUAGUCCUGCUGUGCACUGCACUGGGAUACCUCAGCCGGCCGACACGGGAAGGCUACCAUCGCGUGAGACUCAACUACAGUGGCUUUGCAGGGCUGGCGUUGUGCCUGCUCGCUACGAACGCUCUUCGGAAUGGAGACCUCUUUGCACGAUCGGUGGCUGAGCCUUGGCUUCUGCCCACGACGAUGGCGUUGCUGUUUAGUGUCGUCAUCGUUAACAAUGUCAAGCUUACGUGGCACACAAACCGCCCAGCGGUCCAGAGAACCUCCGACUCUGGUCCAUCUGGCGACGACCUAGUGCUCAGGGAUAUGGCUCUGGCAUGA